AUGAGCGAAGUUCGUCUCCUCAGACAUCCAAGGAAGGUGGGGCCUGCACUAGUUCUCAAGCUAGGCAUCCGACGAAUCGGUAGCGAAAACUCUAGAGUUCGGGCACUGCGAAUGGUUUCUUUGAGAAACGCCCUUGCUGUCUUCAUCAUCAGAGACUCUCCCUCGCUCAUCGUUCGUCAUCUCCAAAAACAAGUGACAGGAAAACGUGUCAGGUUGUUACAUGCUCGAUCACUGCUCAUGCUCUGA
This is a messenger RNA of Ostreococcus lucimarinus CCE9901, 246 nucleotides long. RefSeq lists its product with no specific name. The record is from RefSeq and is a predicted model, not a curated record. Lineage: Eukaryota; Viridiplantae; Chlorophyta; Mamiellophyceae; Mamiellales; Bathycoccaceae. The transcript has a single exon. The coding region runs from base 1 to 246 and encodes 81 amino acids.